This is a messenger RNA of Aspergillus ochraceoroseus IBT 24754, 2559 nucleotides long. RefSeq names its product chloride channel protein. Gene Ontology annotation, biological process: intracellular copper ion homeostasis; intracellular iron ion homeostasis; chloride transport. The record is from RefSeq and is a predicted model, not a curated record. The transcript has 7 exons. Gene Ontology annotation, cellular component: endoplasmic reticulum; membrane; early endosome. The coding region runs from base 1 to 2559 and encodes 852 amino acids. Lineage: Eukaryota; Fungi; Ascomycota; Eurotiomycetes; Eurotiales; Aspergillaceae. Gene Ontology annotation, molecular function: voltage-gated chloride channel activity.
AUGAGCUCAAUGCCCGCCUCGUCAACAUCUCUUCCUUCUCCCUCAGUCUUUUCUGAGCGUCGGAUUUGGAGGAGUUUCUCAGGCCUAUCGACCUCGUCGCAAGCCCAGCGCCCGGCCUCCGACAAUGGCCAGGCUCCGGUGAUUACGGAGGAGAUCAGUGAAAUCAAGCGAUACGAAGACUUUACAACUAUCGACUGGGUUCAGGAUGCGGUACACGAACAAGCACGACGACGAGUGAAACGACAUGAACGAUUUGGGUUUUGGGAACGAGAAAGCACAUUCAAAUGGAGACAGAAAGUACGGGAGUCCUACGAUGCUGGCCAGGCCUGGCUUGUGAUCACUAUCGUGGGAGCGCUGAUUGGGUUGAUUUCGGCGGUUCUGAAUAUUAUCACCGAGUGGCUGUCGGACAUCAAGUUGGGUUAUUGCUCGACUGCGUUCUAUCUUAAUGAGCAGUUCUGCUGCUGGGGUGCCGAGGGAGGAUGCCCGGAGUGGAAUACCUGGACCUCGCUCUGGAUUGUGAAUUACUUUCUAUACACCUUCUACGCGGUCCUGUUUGCCUUCAUAGCUGCAAAGCUAGUCAAAUCGUUCGCACCAUACGCCGCCGGGUCGGGUAUCUCCGAGAUAAAAUGCAUUAUCGCUGGGUUCGUCAUGAAAGGCUUUUUGGGUGGAUGGACACUGUUGAUAAAGUCAAUUGCUCUCCCACUGGCCAUUGCGUCUGGCCUCUCCGUGGGUAAAGAAGGUCCCAGUGUCCACUUUGCUGUCUGUGCUGGAAAUGUUGUCUCGCGGCUCUUUAGCAAAUAUAAGCGGAGUGCAUCUAAGACCAGAGAAGUAUUGACGGCGACUGCGGCAGCUGGUGUGGCUGUUGCGUUUGGAAGUCCCAUUGGGGGCGUUCUUUUCUCACUUGAGGAAGUAGCAUCAUAUUUCCCCCUGAAGACCUUAUGGCGAAGCUAUUUUUGCGCUUUAGUUGCGACGGGAGUGCUAUCCGUGAUGAACCCUUUCAGAACUGGACAAAUGGUCAUGUUUCAGGUACAAUAUGACCGGUCCUGGCACUUUUUCGAGUUGAUAUUCUUUAUUAUUCUUGGUAUAUUUGGCGGAUUGUACGGCGCGUUUGUAAUCAAGUGGAACCUCCGCGUCCAGGCUUUUAGGAAAAAAUAUCUUUCCCAGCACGCCGUGGUAGAAUCUGUGGUUCUGGCUGCCAUUACGGCAGUGAUCUGUUUUCCGAAUAUGUUUUUGAAGAUAAACAUGACCGAAAUGAUGGAAAUUCUGUUCCAUGAAUGCGAAGGUGGCCACGACUACCACGGUCUUUGCGAAUCCAAAUACCGAUGGUCGAUGGUUGCGUCGUUGGCCACUGCUACAAUCUUGCGGAUAUUCUUGGUUAUCAUCUCUUACGGUUGUAAGGUGCCUGCUGGUAUUUUCGUACCUUCUAUGGCUAUAGGAGCGUCCUUUGGCCGUAUGGUCGGGAUUAUGGUCCAGGCUUUGCAUGAAUCAUUCCCAGACUCAAAGUUCUUUGCAGCUUGCGAGCCGGAUGUUCCAUGCAUUACCCCAGGGACAUACGCCUUCCUGGGAGCUGCAGCCGCGCUUAGUGGGAUCAUGCACUUGACCAUCUCCGUGACUGUCAUCAUGUUCGAAUUAACAGGAGCGUUGACCUACAUUCUUCCUACCAUGAUUGUGGUUGGUAUCACUAAGGCUGUUGGGGACCGCUUUGGCAAUGGUGGCAUUGCAGACCGCAUGAUCUGGGCUAACGGAUUCCCAUUCCUUGAUAACAAGGAAGAUCACGUCUUUAAUGUGCCAGUGUCCCAUGCUAUGACCAACGAGCCGGUCUCUCUACCCGCAUCCGAUUUCCCUGUCCGUGAAGCAGAGCACCUCCUGAAUGAUAAUAAAUUCCAAGGGUUCCCGAUUGUCGAAGACCGUUCGAGCAAGAUUCUAGUCGGGUACAUUGGCCGCACAGAGCUCCGGUACGCCAUUGAUCGAGCUAGAAUGGAGGGGAUCCUGUCACCUAAUGCGCGAUGCGCGUUUACCAAGGCAGCCGCUGAUUCUUCUGUUGCACGUCGGGCGUCCUCUGUCUCCAGACAUGAUCUGAUCCCCGAAACCUUUGACGCUAUCCAGAGCAGCGUGGGCACGAGCCACAUCGACUUUAGCAGAUAUGUCGAUCACACCCCGCUGACCGUCCACCCUCGUCUUCCAUUGGAAACCGUUAUGGAGAUCUUCAAGAAGAUGGGUCCGCGUGUCAUCUUGGUUGAGCACCGCGGCCGCCUUACUGGCCUUGUUACGGUCAAGGACUGUCUCAAAUAUCAGUUCAAGGUCGAAGCCGAGGAGCAAGCUCUGGCCGCGACCAACCCACCGCAACUUCCACUGGGGGCACACUCCAAUGGAAAAAAUACCGAUUCACUCGAAGAACGCGUCUGGCAUUUCCUGCAGAAGGUGGGGUCGCUUCUACCUGGGCGACGACGCGAGAAUCGACCUGCUCCGGUGGAAGAUCGGUCCACGAGUGGGAUCCUACACGGAACGGAGGAUGAGCAUGACGACGACGGGAUGGUGGAGCUAGAGGAGCGCCCGUAA